This is a messenger RNA of Zea mays, 1022 nucleotides long. Its product is annotated as electron transporter. The record is from RefSeq and is marked provisional. Lineage: Eukaryota; Viridiplantae; Streptophyta; Magnoliopsida; Poales; Poaceae.
GCCUCCCGUGAGCCCCCAAUCCAAAAAACGAACAAAUCCCCGCCUCCUCCCUCGUCCCCAUCUCCGGCCUCCGCUCGCCCACGCCCACCUCCCCUCAUGUGGCUGCCCUGGGUGAAGACGCGCCCUUCGUCCGCCACCUCCACCUCUCCCACAUCCACCGCGCUCGUAGCCGCCGCCGCCGCCGCCUCCCCGCGCCUGUCCUUCUCCUCGCCCUCCCUCAAGGACCUCCAGGCGCUGCUGCUGUCUGACGCAGCCACGCCCUCCCCGCCGCCCGCCGCGCCCUGCUCCCCCUCCUCCCGCGUCCGCGUCUUCCACCGGGUCCGCGUCGCCGCCUCGGCCCUCCGCGCGCUCCGCACCCUCCAGGCGCCGCCGCCCGCCGGCGCCACCUCCUCCGAGGCCGCCGAACGCCGCGUCGUGCUCUACUUCACCUCGCUCCACGUGGUUCGCGGCACGUACGAGGACUGCCGGGCCGUGCGCGCCAUCCUGCGCGGGCUCCGCGUCGCCGUCGACGAGCGGGACCUCGCCAUGGACCCGCGCUACCUCCCCGAGCUCGCGGCGCUCCUCCCGCGCCUCGCGUCCCCGCGGCGCGCCACGCUGCCCCAGGUAUUCGUCGGGGGCCGCCACCUCGGCGGCGCCGACGAGGUCCGGCGCCUCCACGAGGCCGGCGAGCUCCGCCGCGUCGUGGCCGGCGCCGGCGCCGCCUCCCUCGCCGCCUGCGGCCGGUGCGGCGGCGAGCAGUACGUGCUCUGCGGCAGCUGCGACGGCAGCCACAAGCGGUACAGCGCCAAGGGCGGCGGCGGCUUCCGCGCCUGCGCCGGCUGCAACGAGAAUGGCCUCGUCCGAUGCCCCGUCUGCUCGCCGCCGGACGUCUGACGCUCCAGAUCCGAGAGGCCACGACCUGAUAACUGUUAGAUGUUUUCCUUCACCUUUUAGUUCCAAACUUGAGAUGAUAAGAAAUGAGCCGUGUGUGUAAUUGUUAAUCUUUAAUUGGCACCUACUAGCUAGUUUUAAUUUGUUGCUAA